CCAAAGCCUGCAUCAUACUUGCAUCGUAUUCUUCACGCGGCAAAUGUGGUAGCAUAUUCAAAAGAUUAUGAGAUACCUGACCUUGACAUAGCGCCUUCAACAACUGAUAUUAAUUUGUCGCUCAAAGAAGCAGUGAGAAAAGAAUGCAAUAUUUUUCCUCUAACUGUUGUUAUCUUAGAAGCUAGGCCAGCACCAAACA
Dentiscutata heterogama is the source of this 199-nucleotide messenger RNA. The record is from the annotation of a GenBank genome assembly. Lineage: Eukaryota; Fungi; Glomeromycota; Glomeromycetes; Diversisporales; Gigasporaceae.